CACUCUCAUAGUUUGUGCGAAGCCCAAUCAUUCCUCCCUCUGCGUCUCUCUCUCUCUCAUUUAUUAGCGAGUGCAGCGGCGGAGUUGGCUCUUCUCCUCUCCAUUGCGCCCACUGCCAUCUCCCGGCGAGAGAGAGAGAGAGGCACCUGCUGGAGUGGCUGCUGCCUAUUUUGAUCUCUCGCAGGUCGUUUCUGCUGCAUGCGUAGAGAUUUCUAAAGCUCUUAACCGAUCUCCCAGUUCUUGUCAUUUUUCAUUGCUUGGAUUGAAGAGUAAACACUGCAGUGGAUAUUCCAACGCAUGGAGAAAAUGAUUUCUCAUCAUGUGUUUCUCUGUAUCUUUCUUGAGUGAAGGCCAUCAUCUCUCUUUCGCUUUACCCGUCUCAGGUCUCAGCAGAAGCUAUCUGUCUUCUUCUUCUUCUUCUUCUUCUUCUUCUUCUUCUUCUGUGCACCGACAGGCAAUGGCUGGCCAUGGAUUGAUCCAGCAGCAACAGGAGAGGAGGCUGAGGCCUCACCCGGAGCGAGACCUGAAAUGCCCCAGAUGUGCCUCCACCAACACCAAGUUCUGUUACUACAACAACUAUAGCCUCUCCCAGCCCAGAUACUUCUGCAAGGGGUGCAGGAGGUACUGGACCCUGGGAGGCUCUCUCAGGAACGUCCCUGUGGGAGGUGGCUGCAGGAAGAACAAGAGGUCUUCCUCCUCCUCCUCCUCCUCCUCCUCAUCAUCAUCUUACUCAAAGAAGGCGCAAGAACUAGACCUCACAUCCACCCCACUUCUCCCUACUCUCAUCCCUCCACCUCUUACAUAUGACCCAAGUGACCUCACUUUUAGGCUUCAAAAGCAGCCACCCAUGGUGCAGUUUGGCCUGGAUGACAAUAGCCACAACCUUAAUCCGGCGUUAUCUGCUCCGGCCCCAACGAAUGGUUUUCUUGACACCCUCGGGCAUGGAUUUCUUGACAUCACAAGACCAAUCGGGUUAAACCACCUUUACCAUGGGUACGGAGUCAAUGGCAGGCUGGAGGAGAUUGGUGGGGAAAACGGAGGACUGGGUGGUGCAACAACCGGCCAAGGAUCGUGCGAAGCCAUGGAUGGAGGAGGGGAUACCAAAGCGUUCACAGGUCUCUCGUGGCAGGAAGGAAGCAUGGAUUCGGCAAGGGAUUGUUGGAAUGGUGCUGUGGGUUCUUCCUUGCAUGGACUGAUCAAUAGCUCCAUGCUGUGAGGUGCACAACUAUAGAUAAUACAUCUGUAUGAUGAAAACUUGUGGUCUCCUUCAAUGUUCUUGAUGUUAUUGUGA
Musa acuminata AAA Group (dessert banana) is the source of this 1291-nucleotide messenger RNA. Its product is annotated as dof zinc finger protein DOF5.6-like. The transcript has 3 exons. The record is from RefSeq and is a predicted model, not a curated record. Lineage: Eukaryota; Viridiplantae; Streptophyta; Magnoliopsida; Zingiberales; Musaceae. Gene Ontology annotation, biological process: regulation of DNA-templated transcription. Gene Ontology annotation, molecular function: DNA binding; DNA-binding transcription factor activity. The coding region runs from base 320 to 1216 and encodes 298 amino acids.